Dermacentor andersoni is the source of this 810-nucleotide messenger RNA. RefSeq lists its product as uncharacterized. The record is from RefSeq and is a predicted model, not a curated record. Lineage: Eukaryota; Metazoa; Arthropoda; Arachnida; Ixodida; Ixodidae.
AUGAGUAUCCGCGUCUACAUCGUCCUCGCCCUGGCCACCAGCGCCUUCGCCGGCAUCGUCGGCACUACCGGAUACGGCGUCGGUCUGGCUGCCGCCCCAGCCGUUGCCACCGUUGCCCACGCUGCUCCAGUUGUCACCUAUGCCGCCGCUCCAGUCGUUGCUGCUGCUCCAGCUGUGACCAGGGUUGCUACAACUUACGCAGCUGCCCCAGCUUUCGCCACCGUGGCCCACGCCCCAGUCGCCACCGCUGUUGCUGCCCCAGCCGUCGCCUCCUACGCUGUUGCUCCAGCCGUGACUCGUGUCGCCACCGUUGCUCACGCUGCCCCAGUCACCACCUACGCCGCUGCCCCAGCUGUCGCCACUGUUGCCCACGCCCCAGUCGCCACCGCUGUGGCCGCCCCCGUCGCCACCUACGCCGCUGCUCCAGCCGUCGCCGCUGUCCACGCUGCCCCAGCUGUUGCCACCACCACCGUCCACCACGCCCCAGCUGUCGCCACCGUUGCCCACGCUGCCCCUGUUGUCGGUGCUUACCACGCCGCACCAGUCUACGGCUACGGCGUCGGUACCCUUGGUUACGGCGUUGGCCACUACGGCUACGGCCACGGUCUUCUCGGCUAUGGCCUGAACUACGGCUACGGUCUUGGCUCUCCCUUCGACUACACCAACCUCCUCCGCAGGAAGAAGUAAAUAUCCGCCGUACCGGAAAUUACUACAGUUGCUUUCACAGACGAAACUAUGUGUACAUAUCGCUUCUGCAGCGUGAUUGGAAGAUGAUAUUGCCUGAAAUAAAAGUAAAUUAUUGUCCCAUUU